Molecule: messenger RNA, 3513 nt
Organism: Artibeus jamaicensis (Jamaican fruit-eating bat)
Lineage: Eukaryota; Metazoa; Chordata; Mammalia; Chiroptera; Phyllostomidae
Exons: 2
Coding region: 513-1565 (350 amino acids)
Source: RefSeq, a predicted model, not a curated record
GCUCAGGGAGCCGGGACACGUGCGGACUUACGAGCUGAUUCCGUGGAACGAAACUCCGGGGGACAGAGAGGAGGAAGGCCCGCGAGAGGGGGUAGUGACGCCCUGUGAGGUUGCCCCCCCUGCGUCUCAGUGGGUUGCAGUUGUUGUCCGGCUCUGGCUGGGCACCACGAACCACACAGAAGUGCGCGGCCCCUCGAUUCUGCUCCCCAUUUCUAACAGGUCUCGCUUUGGGCUAAAACGGGUUAGAAACCACGCCCUCAAUGGCAGACUUCACUUUAGUCCUGAAAGCCGUCAUUGUCAUCGUCACUGAUGGAGCAGACGUGAGCAAAACUAACUCCGUCCCUCCGACCCAGAUUUCUUUUCAUUGUUUUAAGUUUCGUGCUGUGACCUUUGACCGACCUCACUGUCCUUGACGAGCACAACAAAGCCGAUGAUUAUCUGUGUUCCUUAAAGUGCAGCGUAAAUGCUUGUGGGAGCCACGGCCAGAACCCCAGAACCGCAGCAACACAGAGAUGAGUGUCAGACCGGGACGAGCAUUGGUUGUAAACAACCGUCGGUCACAGGGGGUCUGGCCCCCGGCCUGCGGCAUUCCUCCCCCCUUGGCCUUGUCAAUCAUCCGGACUGAGUCGCUCAGUAGAAAAGAUACUGCCCCAGGGGUCUGGUCACGGAGGACAGUCGGCCCACAGUGGCUGGGCUGUGGAUUCGGCUCUAACCCGAUCGUCCCGUGCGUCACUUCCUCGCCACAUGCUCCAUCACGCUCUGCGGAGGUGCCUGCUCCGCCUUCCCACCGGCGGAUGCUUCUGACCGCGGUGGCCAGGGCACCCGCGCCCACCGGCAGACACUCACCGAAGGGAGAGGAAGAAAGAGACGCAGAUCAGCGAUCAGCAGGGACCCAGUACUGCGGAAGAAAAGCUUUUAAAUCUAAGGGAAAGGAGGGUCGAAACCCGAGGGCAACCGAGUCCGGGGCUGGUGCUGCCGGCCGCCGAUCAGCCAAAGGUGGAGGGUUACAACCCUCACAGCCACCCCAGCUCGAGCUUUCAGAAGCAGGUUUAUAUAGAGACGCGUGGGGAUUUGGGAGGGAAGUUCCCAGGGGAGCUCGGACAGGCAGCUUCUCGGGUGUAAGGGGAGGGGGGGCUGCCAGGGGAGGGGGAGGCCUCUUCCCAAGCUCCUGCCCUGUGCGUGGUGCUGCCUCUCUGUCCCCCACCCCGUGUGGAGCACAGCCAGGGAGGCUGUGUGUCCUCUGGUCGGGGAGGAGAGGGGCGACCACCCACUCACAAGUGUCCGUGGUCAGAGGACAUAAGCUCGUGCUGUCAAACUCCCGGGCCUCGUUGCAUUUCUGUGUCUGCCUUUCCCUGUUCCGCUUGCCCAGGAAUCUUUCAGCCUCUUGCUCUCCUGUGCUCAGGUCAGUGGCCCUGACUGAACCGUCAGGCACCUCAUGUUUCCCAAACUCUCCAGGCAGGAGAAGGGGUGCCAGGUGUCUGGAUGCUCGCCUUCCUCCGGAGGGGAUCCGAGGGUGGGGAUCAGAUGACAGGCAGGGACGUUUCAGAGGGAGGUCCCUGGGCUAGUUAAAACGGGAGUAGAAUCGCUUCUGCUUGACCCGAGGGACUCCACUCUGUCCUCACUCCAUUGCGCAGGGCCGUGGCCCACGGGGUCCUGCCCUGACCCUGGAGCUUCACCUGCCCUUGGCCCCCGGCAUCUCCAGCAGCCACACCGUGUCCCCCAGGUAGCCCAGGGCUGGCCCCGGGGCCCAGUCUGCAGAGUCUUCUAACCGAAGAGAGGAGAGCCGUGGUCUCCGCUUUGACCGCCCCGCCUGUCCUUCCCUGCUGGACCGGUCUCGUUGACAGCAAAGGCUGAAGCAAGAAGAGCCGCAGAAUAUUCUGCCUCCUCUUGGUUCUCCACGAACAAAACACCUUCUAGCCAGAGGAAAGGCCGUCUUUCGUGUUUCCUGCUGCCAAUGCGGUUUCUCACCUUCUCAGCUCCUCCCGGGGCAGCGGUCUCCGCUGGUAACCUGGCUAGAAGGUUCCAGCUGCUCUGAAACGAGCCUCGGGCCUCUUCCUGUUGACUCAGCCCUGGGGGCAGGCGGCCUUGGUUUGUUCUGAGACAUUUGGAAAGAACCUUCCUACAGUCUGAGAUUUCAGCCCCUCCCACCGCUGCCACGACUGGGCUCCAUUUCUCCGCUUCGUCCACAGGGCCUCGUGCGUGUUUUAUGUCACAGGAGGGAUGGGGGGGCUGCAUGGGGGGGAGGGCGCAGGCUGAACAAUGGUGCUCUACAAGAUACGGGGGUCCCGAUUCAUGCAACCAGGAAUGUGGUCUUUGCAAAAGGGGCCCGUGGGGACAGGAUUAAAUUCAGGAUUCUGAGGCAGAAGUGUCACGGAGCCCCACCAGUGGUGCUCUGGAACAGCGUGGGGUUCGAGUGCCCACUGCCAGGAAGCUCCACUCCCAAAGCAAGACACUGGUGAGAAAGGGGAGGGGCUGUCCCUGUGCGGGUCAUACAGGGUUAGAAUAAGGGCAGAAGUCUGCCGUUAAGUCCUGCUCCCUUAAAACCCCCAAAACACACAGCCCUGCCUCCCUCUGCCAAACCAGGCGGAUUCCAGCGACGGCCCACAGCGUGGGCAGCUCAGCGCUCAGGUUGCAGCUCAGCUCCGAGCCCCUCUCAGGGACUGCAUGCGCCCCCGCAGCUCUGCCUGCCACCACCGUCCUCUCCGGCAGGCAGGCCUGCAGGCGGGCAAGCCUCAUGGCCGCGCCCGGCACACCACCUCCGACCCCGUGGCUGCCUCGGCCUUCAGCCCACCCAGAUGCAAAUGCUCGGCUCGGAACUUCCCCCAGGCCCCCACCCGGCCCUUCCUGAGGUGCGUCAGCCAUCCCGUCAGCUCCCCAGUGUCUUUGACCCUCCUCCAGCUGCUGUCUUCAAUCAGGGCCAGGGUCACCGGCGACGCACCAGCAUCCAGGUGCCCCUGCUGUGUCACGAGUCCCUGCGUGUUCUCACAGUUACUGUGCGGUUCCGCAGCUCCCAAGGCCUCCCCUUCGGGAAGGCGGGGCUAUCACCUGCCUCUGCGGUGCCGUGGGCCUUAACCUCUGCACUGUCUGAUGCCUCCUGUAGGCAGGACUGGGGUGGUCCCUUACUACCAGGGGACCCAUGCCCUGGACCCCUUACAAAACACGGUCCUGGAUGAUCUGGGCGGACCCUCGAUGCCCUCACGAGUGUCCUCGUGUGAGAGGCGGAGGUAGCUCACACACAGAAGAGGACAGCACGACCCCCGUCAGGGGAGGCCUGCAGCCUCGGGCACCCGGGGAGGCCAGGAGCAAGCUCCUUCCUGGCACCUCCUGAGAGCGCAGCCUGGCAGAGCUCCGGGCUCAGGCUCGGCGGUAGUGAUGGGGGGGCAACCUGGUUCUCUCCGGGACCCGAGAGAACCCACUUCCACUGCCCUCAGACCCUCGGAGUGCAGCUCUUUCUUACAGCAGCCUCAAGACACUCACCGGGAUGGGGAAGCCGCCCUGCCCGGGUGGGGGGGG